UCUCCCGAGUUCUUAUUUUCUUUCUUCUUCUCAAGUCAGCAAAAAGAUGAAAACUUCAACCUAUUCAAAUUCUCAUCGCAUUUUCAUUUCCAAGGAAGUCUCACAUUUGCAUUAAAAGGGUUUACCCUUGAGAAGGUUUUGAGCUUCUCUUCUUCUAGAUUUGCUUCUGCAGUCUCUCUCUCUCUCUCUCUCUCUCUCUCUCAGGAGGAUUAGCCAUACAAGGGCGAGGACAUGGUCAAAAAGGCGAAAUGGCUCAAGAAUGUAAAGAAGGCUUUUAGCCCUGAUUCAAAGAAACUGAAACAUGAAUCGGUUGAGUGUCGAAACAGUGUGAUCUCUUACCCUGUUUUGAUCGCCACAUCCAGAAGUACUUCUCCUCAGUUUGAAGUUAGAGUUGAUGAGGUCAACUAUGAUCACAAGAAGAUGAAGAAUCUCUGCCCUCCUCCAUCAGAUUCUGUGACUGUUACAGUUGCAGAUGUUCCUGUAGAUUCACCUCCAUCUUCUCCUGAAUCUGUUCAUCAAGCCAUUGUUGAUGAUAGGUUUGCAGGGAUGUCAAAGGAAGAAGCUUCUGCCAUCUUAAUUCAGACUACCUUUAGGGGCUAUUUGGCAAGAAGAGAAUUGCAGGCGUUGAAGGGGCGGGAUAGACUUAAGCUAUUGAUGGAAGGAUCAGUUGUACAUCGGCAAGCUGCAAAUACACUCAAGUGUAUGCAGACUCUCACUCGUGUUCAGUCACAAAUCCGAUCUAGGAGAAUCAGGAUGUCAGAAGAGAAUCAGGCUCGACAUAAGCAACUUCUUCAGAAGCAUGCCAAAGAGCUAGGAGGGACAAAGAAUGGGGGUAAUUGGAACGACAGCAAUCAGUCCAAGGCACAAGUCGAAGCGGGUAUGCUGCACAAGCACGAGGCAACAAUGAGAAGGGAAAGAGCAUUAGCUUAUGCAUUCACACAUCAGCAAAACUUGAAGAGCAACUCCAGAACUGCAAAUCCAAUGUUUAUGGAUCCAAGCAACCCGACUUGGGGUUGGAGUUGGUUAGAGAGGUGGAUGGCUGGCCAGCCCCAGCCAUGGGAGAGUUCGGAGAAAGAACAAAACCACAAAGAAAACUCCUCGAUCAAGAACUCGACUAAGAGUCAUUCCCAUGUAGGAGAAACCGCAAAAUCUUCAAACCGCAACAAACUCAAUAGAUCGAUUCAACCUAAUACCUCAUCAUCAUCAUCCACCACCACCACCACCAAAAACCCGAGAAAGAAGAGGCCAGUUCCAUCGUCCAUAAAAUCCAUGAGUAGUGAUGAAGACACCAAGAGCUCGGAGAAGAACCGUAGGCACAGCAUUGCAAGGUCAUCGUUAAGUGAUGACGAGAACCUGGCUAGCUCAACUACAAAACGUAGUAGCAACAUGGUUCCCACGACAAAAUCAGCACGAGGCAAAGUUAAGCCCCAGACCUCAUCACGCGUCGCCGUGACCUCCCCCGCAACUGAGGGAAUUAACAAAGUUUUACCGGAGAAAGCAGCAGCCAAGAAGCGGCUCUCCAACUCGGCUUCACCUGCACCCAAACCUAGACGAUCCUCAGCCCCACCGAAAGUGGAAAACGGAGCUCUCAAGGCAGAGAGAACGCCCUGAGUCUGACCAUCCGAGGUAUAAUAAAUCCUCAUUAUUUGAUUUUUGUUGCCAUAUAGAUAUGGUGUUCUGAGAUUUGUAUCAAUGUUGGUUACAAGAAAGCCUUAAGGUAAUUCUUUUGUUGUGCAUAGUGUCGUUUAUGUAAUUCUUUUAUGUGAUAUCAAAGAGAAAAACUAGAAUAAUACUGGCAACGUUCAAGAGCUAAA
This is a messenger RNA of Camelina sativa (false flax), 1814 nucleotides long. RefSeq names its product protein IQ-DOMAIN 1. The record is from RefSeq and is a predicted model, not a curated record. Lineage: Eukaryota; Viridiplantae; Streptophyta; Magnoliopsida; Brassicales; Brassicaceae. Gene Ontology annotation, molecular function: protein binding.